Messenger RNA from Oppiella nova, 769 nucleotides. The record is from the annotation of a GenBank genome assembly. Lineage: Eukaryota; Metazoa; Arthropoda; Arachnida; Sarcoptiformes; Oppiidae.
AACUAAGGAAUAUUUUAUUAAAUAAUUCAUUUAGCUGUUAGACAUCACUUUAAAUAGUUAGACAUUAUUUUUAAGUUCUGUUCGCAAUUGUAAUACAAUAUUAAACAAAAUCAUGAAAUUAUUGACUAUUUUAAUAGCACUUCCAUUGGUAUUGUCUGAGAAGUCCUCACAAGCGGAUGACUCAUUGGACAUGGAUCUGAUAAAAAUCCAAAGCAUUGACAAUGAAAUGAAUGAUUUGUUUAUCAAAUAUCUUCCGAAAUACAAAUUUCAUGGAAAGGCAGGAAAUGGUUUAACCAAAGCCUACGAGACUGUGACCCAAGUCUAUCAGAAUUUCGACACAUUUUCGGACAAUACUAAGAUAAACCCAACCACUGAAGAUAACAGACGACCCCUUGAUUUCAAAGACUUCUCGACCGUUAAGUUCUCUCAAGUGUUUCCAAAAGUCUUCAAAAGUAUUGGUAAAGUGAUGAAUGAGAUAUCGACGGAUCCGAUGAGUCCUAUAAAUGAGGAGGAAUUGAAGAAAAUUGACGAAAAGGUGGAGACAUUCCGGAAGUGUCGACAAUCGGUGACAUCGACUAACACUAAGGGCCCAAAUGCCGAUCAAUUGCCUGAUAUAUGCUUUGCUGUCACUCUCUUUGUUCAUAAAACCGAUGAAAUCACUGAUUAUUUUGGGCAUUUGGUGACGAUUUGUGUGAACUAUUGCUGUCUUACGAGACAUUCACCGAUCGAUUCCGUCACCAAACAGUGUCUCAACAGUUCCAACGAUUGA